UAAGCAAAGAACCAGAUGAUGACGCCUUUGACCCGGACGAACUUGACGCGGAAAAAACUACAGAUGAAACAUCUUCUGCUUCUCUCAAUCAGAAUAAAGCGUCAGCUACCGGAACAAAAAUGUCGCCGAACAAAACCGAACUAGUGGACAAGCUCCGCGCCGGUAUUUUGGAAGCUGCGUGUCACAGGUACUUCGCAACAACGAAGGGGAAGUACGCGAGAGACCACGACGGCCUGGAGGCGAAAGAAGCUUACCACCAAUUGAAGAAGUUCGGGAUCAGAAUCUACAAGCAGGAAAAACUUCGACGGCAGGGCGGAAGGAUUUUCGGAGCUUCUGAGAGUGAUAAAGAGUUCUCCGCACAGGAGCAAGAGCGCUACUUGGAAAAGUUGAAGCAAGCUGAAAAACUGCCGGAAGACACGCCGCCCGACGGGAUCACGAAAGAAUUCUGUGUGGAGGAGCCGGAGAAAGACGAGCCAGCGUCUUCCUGGUUCGGCGGUGGCGGGGGAAAGAAAGACAACACAAAACUACACAAGAAACGACCUGCGCAACUCAAGAUGAGAUCGAAGCACAAGCUCCUCGACCUCGCGAAGCAAAAGCCCGACGGGCCGGUGAUCAAUUUCCCCAAAACCAUCCAGAACGCCUACGACUUGAACAGCUGCAAUUUGAACCCGGCUGGUGAAUAUGCAUUGCAAAUAUGUCUGGGUCUGGAAGAAUGCAACUUGUAAUGCUAAUUCUGGAUCGUGCAAAAAUGAAAAUCUGUGCUGCAUGAAUGCCAAAAGUUGUCCACACUUUUGACUCAGUUUAGAGAAAGUUUCUCAUGAUGCAGGAUAGGCAUGAUAGGGAUUUCACAGAAUCUUUUAUGCUAGGCCCUGCAUUCCAGACGAGAUGGAUCAUGGAAAACCUGCAUGACAAGUCUCGCAAUCUCCCAGACCCAGACACUUUUGCAAUCCAUAGCGAGGCUUUGCCGAGGAAUCAUUCUCCGCCGGCUUUCAAAGUCUUGUCCGACGAAAUUCCAACCAGCAAAAAAACCGCCACUUUCAGCCCGGAGAUGUUCGACCGAUACAAAACGGUGUUUUCCCAUGAGAAUCCCUGUUUGUUCGACGACUCCCCGGUGGACUGCAUGUUAACAGCGGAGCAAAAAGUCGAGAAAAAUUUUCUGUUAGAAGCGCUGAAAGACGACGGUCAGGAAGUAGUGCACGGGAAAAAUGACGAAACGACUGCGUUUUUGUUUGACGUGAAAGCGAACGAAUACGCGAUUUGCGGUGCUACCGGGACAUCAAAUCCGACUUUGCAACACGGGGCAAUGCACUGCGCGAAAAUCCGGAUCACGAAGUACCCCAUUUACCCGAUCUUUCCGAAGAAACUCCGGAGGGAACACAGGACCGCGUUCGAGAUGCCGCGGUUGGAGAAGAAUUUUGCGAAAUUCGUGCAACAGUGCAACAGAACUUGCAAACCGAAGUUUGAAAAUGGGAAGAAAAUCGGGCUCUGCUUCCUCCCCGACGUCGUGCUCGAUCCGGAGAAAAACACGGCGAUGACGGACGUUUUCUGCCGCAAAGCGGAGGACUUGUUACUGAUCCCGGAGAGGGAUAGGAAAGUCACCGUCGGUACCCAAGUGGAGGUAUUGGACAAAAGCCGCGGGAAGGAGAAGGGAAGUUGGUUGCUCGGGAAAGUGACGAGGUUGCUGUUCCCGGAGAAGGAUGCAUCGGACGAUUUAUCCGGUUUGGGCUACGAUCAGGCAGACGACGGAGGGAGCCUCGCGGAGAAACAAGGCAGCGUUGCUUCUGACCCUCGGACAUCUUUCGACAAAAAACCCUGCCCGCCAGUCACCGGCUGUGCAGAGAUCGAUUUCUUGAACAUAUGAGAAUGCACAACUCCCCUUCGUUUGUCACGCAAGAGCGCAAGUUCACCCUUUGCCUCUUCGCUCUAUUUGCAUGACACGUUACCGAAGGCGAAGCCCAAACAGAACUACAGUCUUGUAUGACUGAUCAUGCAAAAGCUGCACUCUUGCCCGCGCGUCUGUUGCUGCUCAUGCAUUUUUAAGAGCGAGUUGUGCACUCUCAUAGCAAAGUGAUGGGGGAUUGAACCGGAAGUUGAAUGUGCAGCGGCAGAACAGGAUCUAUCCAGUGCAAAUUGGAAAAACCAUGCGGUUUCCGGCGGAAAGAGUUGUUUCUUCGGGGGCGAUGUUGUAAGAUUUUUUCAUGCGUGACAGGCUCUGAUCUUCCAAAGAUCAAGAUAGAAGUGGCUUGUGUCAACAGUUAGCUGUAGCCGUAUGUAGACACAUAUACAAAUGUUUCAUAUUCAUUGGCAACGCCAAGAAUGUAAAAACACAGACACGAUUAACAUUCGCAUUUUUCAACAUUCCAGCGGGUCCUUCUGCUGAAGGUCCAAAC
Amoebophrya sp. A120 is the source of this 2390-nucleotide messenger RNA. The record is from the annotation of a GenBank genome assembly. NCBI's taxonomy places the organism in Eukaryota, Dinophyceae, Syndiniales, Amoebophryaceae.